GGAGAGCAGCAGAAGGGGGAGGAGGAGGAGGAGGUCUCCUUCUUCCGAUUCAGCGACCGAGGCAGGCGAUUUAAAAAAAAAUAAAUAAAAAUUUAAUUAAUCAAUAAAUUAAGCGCACCAAACCUAGAGGUGCGGGGCGGCUGAGGAAGACAAAAACCCGCACGGAUGUGUCUCCGAAGGCGCAGCGGAUACCGCCCUCCGGACCUGAUUAAUGCCAGGAUUGAGAGGUCCGAGGAAGAAGGGGGGAUGACAUGCAUGUGUCCAGCCUGCUAACAUCCCUGACGACUCGCACGCUAACAGACUGCCCACCCUCACGGCAUGGCGGAUGUCCUGUACACAGGUCCGAUCCCAGCUGAGCGGGCGGGUGAGCUGGCCAUGGGGGGAGGUCGCAGCGAGACCUCGGCUCUGAGCGGGGCAGGAGAGGCCCGGGGCUUGACCACUACCCAGAAUUCCCAGCGACCCAACGCCUGCUGCUUUUGCUGGUGCUGCUGUUGCAGCUGUUCAUGUCUCACCGUCAGGAAUGAAGAGGAGAGACGGAAAAGGAGAAGGAGGAAGAGGAUAUCGCAGGACACCAAGAUGGAAACCAAACUUGAAACUUGCCCCAAACCCUCGGUGGAGGAGAUCCGGAUGUGGUCUCAGUCGUUUGACAAGCUGAUGAGGAACCCAGCAGGCCGAAAUGUUUUCCGGGAGUUCCUACGAACAGAGUACAGCGAGGAGAACAUGUUGUUCUGGCUGGCCUGUGAAGACCUCAAACAAGAAAUCAAUAAAAGUGCCAUCGAGGAAAAAGCUCGGUCCAUCUACGAAGACUAUAUUUCUAUAUUAUCGCCAAAAGAGGUCAGUCUGGAUGCCCGGGUUCGAGAGGUGAUAAACAGGAAGAUGCAGGACCCCACACCUCACACUUUUGAAGACGCUCAGCUGCAAAUCUACACGCUGAUGCACAGGGACUCCUACCCACGAUUCCUCUCCUCCAAUAUCUACAAAACCCUGGUUCAGGGCGGGUCCCGCACCUCCUCAGAAUCCUAGUCCCCGCCGGCCUCCAUGCUGCCUCGUAUUCCUCGGACAGGACGUACCGGAGCAUUUCCCCUCCUCUGUCCGACACUCCUCUUCCAUUUCAGUUUUAUAAUUACUGCCACAUUUUUCCCUCUUUUAAACUAUCAGUUAAAUAUAUUUUUCCUUUUCUUUUUUUCUUUACCUUUUUCUAUCUUUCUCCAUGCCAAAAGACCCUUGAAAAUGAUUAGAAUAGAAUAAAUGUUCUGCAAACAGAAGUGGAGAAAGUUAGAAUCACCCAACAUAUAUGACCAUAGAUGCACUUAAAUGAUCAAGAUUUAAUUUUUUCAAAAUGCAGUAAAAUGAGUUUUUACUCGUGUUUACAGGUCAAGAUUUAGUUUUCACCUCUUCCUCGUUUUUUUUUUCUUUAUCUAUCCUCCACCUUUCUCACCUCAGCAGAAAAUAACCGGAAAAGGAAGCAUUCCUGGAUAUUUAAGUAUUUAUCAGUAAGGAUCUACUGUUAUGUGGAGAUGUACUUGACUACUUUGUGAGAGUCUGAUGCAUUUCAAGAGGAAAAACCUUCAUCUGUGCCAUGAACUUUCAGUGGGUUUUUACUGACAUCACCCUGCCUUUUUUGUUACACUCCAGUCACCUUAAAAAGCCAAUCAGAGGUGGACUCCCCAGACUUUCAGCCCUAUUUUUCCCUCCAGCGGGGGCCUCUUCCUGAGGAACAAUGGAAAGGUGAAAGAAGUCGGAUGCUUUAUCAUUCCCCUUAUUUCUGCCGUUUUUCCUCUGUUCAACUGGAAAAACCAAGGGUGCUCCCUCCAUCUCCUGCUAAAAAAAACACUUAUUUACGUUCUGGAUCAAUUGUUUCCCUCCUGUCAUAAACAAACAGAUGAAGGAAGGCUGACAUUCCUUCCAACUACUGAUUUACAAAAAGACGACAAGUCUAUUUUUUAAGAGAAAACUCUAUAAGGAACAAUUUUAUUAUAUUUUUAUUUGUUUUUGGUUUUUUUUAGUUUUUCUCCUACUGAGUCCCUUAUCUGGAUAUUAUUAUAUUUUGCAAGCAGAGGAAUGUUCCUCUGAGACUGUACUGAUCUCCACCCAACAUACAGACAGACAUCACCGCAAUAAAACACUGGAAUCCAAACAACAGGCACACACUGACAAUAUUAGAAUCACUCUACUUACAGGGGUUGUUCACUAAUCAGUCAUAAUGUUGUCUAGGGAAUAAUUAUCAGCAGGGUUUAAGUUAAAAAAAAUUACAAA
Messenger RNA from Cyprinodon variegatus (sheepshead minnow), 2256 nucleotides. RefSeq names its product regulator of G-protein signaling 17-like (gene rgs19). Bases 319 to 1023 code for a protein of 234 amino acids. The record is from RefSeq and is a predicted model, not a curated record. The transcript has 6 exons. NCBI's taxonomy places the organism in Eukaryota, Metazoa, Chordata, Actinopteri, Cyprinodontiformes, Cyprinodontidae.